This is a messenger RNA of Salvelinus sp. IW2-2015, 306 nucleotides long. NCBI's taxonomy places the organism in Eukaryota, Metazoa, Chordata, Actinopteri, Salmoniformes, Salmonidae. The record is from RefSeq and is a predicted model, not a curated record.
ACAAUCAAGUACAUUGGACUGUCUAUGGCUGGACAAUCUACUUCURCUCCAACGUUCACUGCCUGCAGCCCUGGCCUGGCACACGAGUGUGACGGGAACUCCUAUCUGAACAGUAUCUGUUAUCAGUUCAACAGCCAGCUCCAGAUCACCUCGAACUUCACACCUGCCUUCCAAGAAUGUACUAAGAAAAUAGUGGACCUCGUUUUCCUCUUUGACGGAUCAGGAAGCAUGACAAAGGAUGAAUUUAAUGAGAACAAACAUUUCAUAAACAAUAUCAUGACAACCCUAAAAAACUCCUCAAUCAAG